Anopheles aquasalis is the source of this 737-nucleotide messenger RNA. RefSeq lists its product as uncharacterized. Lineage: Eukaryota; Metazoa; Arthropoda; Insecta; Diptera; Culicidae. The record is from RefSeq and is a predicted model, not a curated record.
AACAGGUCUAUCUUCUGUAUCAAACGAUGAAAUCUAUUGUGGUGUUGUUGGCCAUCGUGGGCGUCGCUUCGGCCGCCCGUCCGGACGCAGUGGAAGUGAUUACCACCUUCAAAGAAAUCGCACCACAGUACAAGGCAGCCUUGGACCAGCAAGAAUCGACACUGGCCACCGUGAAGACCAACGUGACCACGCAGUUGGUGAACUUCCAUAUGGAUGUGAUCAACUCGAAGGAAGUCUUUGUCGAUGCGGUCGUUGAACGUGAGGACUACAUUCUGAGCCAGAUCGCUCUGCAGACCACCGCCGAUACCGUGUGCCUUGGAUUCGUGAGAAUGAGCAGUGAGAUGACGGUCAACCUUGCUGGUGUGUCGUUCACCAACUGCAUCAACGCGGCCGACCAGGCACUCAGCGACAAAUUGACCGAAUACAGUGGAUCGCUCGGUGAUUUGGCCUCGCAGCUGACGCAAAUGCGCCUGCUCGAUGUGUUCCGCGGCGACAACAUUUUCUACACUCCGGCCAGGAUCAACCAGAAGUUGAACGACAAGCUGCUCGCACUGCAGGAAAACCCGGGUCUGAAUGCGGCUGAAAUUGAGGUGCUGGUAGAGGGUGUCUCCCAGGAUUUGGGUGCUAUCUUGAACGGCUACAACACCUGCAUGGCCGAUGCAUCCUCUCUGGCUGAGCAGGGUCUCUCCAUGUGCGUUACUCAGAUGACGGUGAUCUGUGGAGCCGUGCUGGAGUAA